Didymodactylos carnosus is the source of this 1230-nucleotide messenger RNA. The record is from the annotation of a GenBank genome assembly. Lineage: Eukaryota; Metazoa; Rotifera; Eurotatoria; Philodinida; Philodinidae.
AUGGCCGAUAAUUUCGACUUCCACGCGAUAGUCGGUGAAGUCAACGUUUUAUUUGACAGUAUAAAUCAUCAGACGCCGGAAAUAUUAGCUAAAAAACUCAACGAGCAAUGUGAAAAACGGCGUUCAGACAGACACAGAGAAAUUGAUCAAGCGUAUGACAAGAAAAAAACGGAAAUUGAUCGAUUUGUACAAGAAAAUUUUCAAAACUAUCAAACAAAACAAGCACGAGCCAUUCAAGAUUUGAGAGAACAGGCGAGCAACGCGACACCUGAACAAGUUCAACGUUUGAAAGAAACAUUACAUAAUAUUGAACAGAAUUCUGACUUUUUUAAUGUCGAAACGGUUCGAUUGAAUACUGGUGAAUUGGAUUCACGUUUCUCCCCUUGGCAAGAUGCAAAUGCGCCUCCGCCACCCAGCUAUAAUGAAGUCGUUGCUUUACAACAAAGACGUUUUGAUUUGGCACAGUUAAUGGAAGCUGGUAGAACGCUGCAGCUUUCGGGAAAAUAUUCAACGAAAUUUGCGGCUAAUGAAACGCAUGCAUUGAUUGAAAACGGUAGUAAAUUACGUUUAUAUGAUUAUGCUUUCAAUAUUGUGAAACAAACGGAAACGAUUGGCAACCAUAAAAUAAGAGACAUUCGUUGGUGUUCGCUUCUUAGCAAGUUUUUUAUAUUAAUAGAAGACUGCGUAUAUUCUCUUGAUGAGGCAACAAUGUCAGUGCGUACACUCAAAGAAGCAAAAAACGACGACAAAUAUCUUUGUCUUGCGUGUACCGAAGAUUCAUUUUUAUUAGCGUACGAUGAAUGGUCAGCAGAGAUUGAGGAAUUCACUCUAUCGUCGUCGACGGGUAAAAUAACGGAAGAGAAUGUAAUACUGAAAUGCUCAAAACAUGAACGUAUUUUCAACCUUGAAUAUCACGAAGGUAAUGUUGCUUUGGUUAUUGGCAAUCGAAAACGUAAAGAAUUUCGUCUUGAACUGAAAAUUAUUCACAAUAUGGAAACUGUAUGGUCUCUCAAUUUCGACGUUCCUUACGACCCGUAUGGGUUAUGUAAAUUGUCCGAAAACGAGUGGCUCGUUGCUACACAGAACCAUAACGAUAUUUAUCAAAUAUCGUCGGAUGGAAAAGUGAAGGACACGCGUGCCUACUUUGAUAAGUUAGAUGUGGUCACUAUGGUAUCUGGCAACAAAAUACUUAUUUCUACAAAUAACAAAAUCUAUCUUCACCAUUUUUGA